This is a messenger RNA of Schistocerca nitens (vagrant locust), 5290 nucleotides long. RefSeq lists its product as uncharacterized. The record is from RefSeq and is a predicted model, not a curated record. Gene Ontology annotation, molecular function: RNA polymerase II cis-regulatory region sequence-specific DNA binding; DNA-binding transcription factor activity, RNA polymerase II-specific. The transcript is spliced from 29 exons. Bases 687 to 4748 code for a protein of 1353 amino acids. Lineage: Eukaryota; Metazoa; Arthropoda; Insecta; Orthoptera; Acrididae. Gene Ontology annotation, biological process: regulation of transcription by RNA polymerase II; cell differentiation; anatomical structure morphogenesis.
UCAAAUUAUGGUUCCUACGGUCUGUUGAAGCGAUUCUGGGUGACAAAUCAUACACUUCUUCAGUCGUAUGUUUUGUUUGGCGUCCGUCGCUGUUUGACGUGUGUGUCCCGGUUCCUGAUAAAAGACUUCAGUGGGAAGCAGAAAAAAAAGAGGAAAGUAAGACCACAGAAACGGGGAAAGGGUCCGACGCGGUUGCAUCUGUGCCUGCGAACUUUUAUUGCAUAUGAUGAUCUCUCCCACAGAACUAAACACUUCGUGAUAAGUGCUCCUGUGUAAAGUGCUAAUAAAAAGUGUGUUGAACGAAACAUGAAGCAAGGCAUUAAUUUCUCGGAAGAUUAUGUACAUGCUUAUACGAGAUUGAUUAUGCGAGAAGAUAACAUGAAGUCAAUACUGCGUCUUCAAAUUCCCUGUUGCUGGCUGUUUUCUUAGCGUGCGAGUCGAAGCUCUCGGUAUCUGGGUCUUCGACCGCCGAGCUCUCCGGCAGAUCCGUCGGCUGGCGUGACGCCCGGCACGGGGACUGUCGGGCGGUGGCAGCGGCUCAUCCGAGGCCGUCACGGACCUCGCGGCCUCGCCACUGGAUAAUCCACGAAGUCUGACCCGACACCACUGCUGCCGGUGGAAAGCGACGGCCGACUGCACCCGUUUCGGAGAAACACACGACCGGCACGAGGAAGACAGACUCUACCAUGUCGACGGGACCACUGGCCCGCGGUGACGAGGCGGAGGGGCUGAAGACGCACAUCUCGACAGCGCUCGGAGGGCUGCUCGACCGAGCCCUCAAUAAUCAGCCGGAGAAGGGACUCGGCCCAAGUGGCUCCGCCCAUCUCGACCGUCCGCCGCCGGCCCGGUCGAACUCGGCGUACACCUCGGAGCUGGCCAAGCAAGUGCACCGGCUGAUCACGAAGCCGUCCCCGGCACGGCUGGUGCUGCUCCGUGCGACCGAGCGCGCCACUGACGUACCCGACGCGCAGCCGUACUACACCUGCUUCUACUGUGAGUGCCGGUUCGAGCAGCAGAGCACCCGCAACAGGCACAUGGGUCGGGCGCACAGGAGCGAGAUGAUCUGCUCCAGGUUGAAGCGGGAGAAGCCGGAGGAUGACCCGGACGACGUGGCCGUCACAGUCGAGUCCGACAACAGUUGGCGUGAACCGAACAACACCAUUUGGAUGCCUGGCGUGCCGGCCGGAGACACGGGAGGUGAUGGCGAUUUCCUCUGCCCAGAGACGAAGCCUUCGGCAGUGGGGUCUCCGGCCUCGGAGUACCCCCUCGGAUCUGGUGGCUGGCAGGAGACGGACGGCACGGGAGCGGUAGGCGCCGGCAGGGGCUCGCCGGGGUCCGCUGCGCCCUCGGCUUCGGCAGCGCACGUCACGGAGUGGCAACCGGCCAGCACGACGACAGCAGGCUCUGCCACGUCGUCGGAACAGCUGGGCCGCAGUGACCGGUCGACGGGGCUGAAAACACAGAUUUCGACAGCUCUCGGGGGGCUCCUCGACCGAGCCCUCAACAACCGGCUGGAGAGGGGACUCAGCCCGGGCCUCAACCGACAGACGCCGAGCCAGCAGCAGGAGCAGACGACACACCGCCCCGCGCCCACCUCCGCGUCGGGAGGGUCGUCGACGGGCCGGUGGCGACGUGUGUACGACACGGAGCUGGCGAAAAAAGUGCGGCAGCAGCUGAUGCCGAUAUCUUCCCGCAAGUUUCCGGUCCGACGGCGUGCAGCUGUGGGCGCUGCCGGCAACUCCGAAUCCCACCGCUACGCCUGCUUAUACUGCGAGAGCCGGUUCGACCAGCAGCUCAAUCACCAGGCGCACAUGAUACAGGUGCACAAGGACGAGAUGAUCUCCACCAAGCCGAAGCCGAAGCGCGUCAAGCCCGAGAACGACCCAGGUGACGCGUCUGCCGGUGAAGACUCCGACCACGGUUGGCGUGAACCGAGCCCCACCUGUUUGAUGUCAGACGCACCCUGCGGAGACACGGGAGGUGACGGCAGUUUCAUCUGCUCAGAGUCGACGUCUUCGGCCCCCGAGUGCCGUGGCGAGUCGGACGGCCGGUCGGAGACAGACGGUGCAGGAGUGGCGGGUGGCGGCAGUGGCCCGUCAGAGUCCGCCGAGACUGCGUCACCGGACACGACUGCCGACUCGUCGCGCGUGCUGACCUGCCCGCACUGCCUCAGACUGCUGGCGGGGAAGGACGCUCUGGCGGCACACGUCGCCGAGGAGCACUGGGCCAGCACGAUGACAGGCUCCACCACGUCGACGGGACAGCCGGGCUGUAGCGACCGGUCAGUGGGACUGAAGACGCAGAUUUCGACGGCUUUUGGUGGGCUGCUGGACCGAGCCCUCAACAACCGGCUGGAGAAGGGAGUCGGACCGAGGUUUCAGCAACUGAGCACUUACAAGAGACACCUGCUGCACGCGCACAGGAGCGAGAUGACCUGCUCCUGGUUGAAGCAGGAGCAGCUCGAGGUCGACCCGGGUGACGCGUCUGCCGGCGAAGACUCUAAUGGCAAGUCCACACUUUCGGCCCCCGAGUGCCCUGGCGAAUCGGACGGCCGGCCGGAGACAGGCGGCGCAGGAGCGGCACGUUGCGGCGGUGGCUCGUCAGAGUCCACCGCGGCUGACGAGGGCUCGGCUCCGAAUGCGACUGCCGACUCGUCACACGGGCCGGCCUGUCCGCACUGCCGCAUAGUGCUGGCGGGGAAGGACGCACUGGCGACACACGUUGCCGAGGAGCACCCGGCCAGUGUGGCGACAGACGACUCCGCCGAGUCGACGGCGACGCCGGGCUGCGGUGACGAUUCGAUAGGGCUGAAGACGCACAUGUCGUCAGCUCUGGGAGGACUGCUGGACCGGGCCCUCGACAACUGGCCGGAGAGGGGACUCGGCCGAGGUGGCUCUGCCCACCUCUCCAGCCCCGACCGGCCGACACCGAGCCACCGGGGACCCGCCGUACAGACCCAGCCGCGCAAGGUCGACUCGCAGCGCUACGCCUGCUUCUACUGCGAGUGCCGGUUCGAAAACCUGAGCGCUCACAAGUGGCACACGAUUCACACGCACACGAACGAAAUGAUCUCCUCCGAGUCGAAGGGAGUGAAGCCCGAGGACGACCCGGCUGACGCGUCUGCCGGUGAAGACUCCAACUACAGUUGGCGUGACCUGAACCCCACCAUUUGGACAUCGGACACACCUGCCGGAGGCUCGGGAGGUGAUGGCGAUUUCAUCUGCUCAGAUUGCGGCAUCAGCUUCAGAACUCUGCCGGAAGUAGAUGCACACCACGAAGCGGAGCACGGUCGGCCCGAGUCCCCACUGCGGGAGUCGUCGGCCGCGCGGGAUGCGGUCCGCGACGGCUGCACGGAGGGAGACGCCGAAUCUGGUUGGGCCGCUCCUGCCUCUCCGCCCGAGGGAGAGCUCGUGGAGCGGCAGGUGACGGAGGCGCACGUGCAGGACACGCGGGCCGUGUUCGACCUGACAGUGGUGGAAGCUGACCCACUCGUGCCUCCACAGCAAGAGAUUGAGACCAUAUUCGUCAAGGAAGAGACUUCGUUUCUGCACGAAUGGGAGUCGCCCGACGGUCUCAGUAUUGCACGGGAUCCCCUGAGCUUCGAGGAAGAGGUCGAAGGACCUACCGAUGAUCUGAUUCCUAUUUGUGAUCUGCAGACCAUUAAGACAGAGGUUGUCGAAGAUCCAUUAGCAGUCUCGGGGCUCAUCGACUGUAUUAAUGAGGAUCAAGACUUUGGUUUAGGAACGGAUACAACUGACGAAGAGGCAGCCAUCAGAGGACAUGCUUCACCUAUUACACGGAGGGCGACGCUGUCGGAGAUCAACGCCUACAUCGUGAGUCGCUUUCCCUACUACGAGCACAAGAAAGGCUGGCAGAACUCGAUUCGCUACAACCUCUCGCUGCACAGGUGCUUCGUCAAAGUGCCACCGGAGGGCGGCAACCGCAGAGGCGACUGCCGGAGUGGCUGUCGCAAAGGCAACUACUGGAUGCUCGACCCGAAAUAUGAGGCCAUGUUCGAGAAUGGCAACUUCCGACGUAACGGGCGCGUGAAGUGGUCGCCUUGGAGGUGUGCCGGGGCGGCGACCUCCCCCGCACUGCCCUCGGGCACCGGUGCCGUCUACCGCCCACACUACGCGCACCGGAGCAACCGCCAGCAGCCGGUGGCGCCCCAGUUGCAGGGCGCCCCCGUCGCGUUACUCUCGGGGCCCGCGCAGCUCCGGGCAGCAGCUCCUGCUGAGAGCGGGGGCGGAGACUUCGGCACCGGAGACGGAGCCGUAUCACCUCACGCGACCCUGCCAAACGCGGGGUAUGAGCAGAGGUCUAUUCAAACUUCUGAUGGGAAUGACAGUGCUUCAUUUGAAGAAAGUAAUCACCGAGAUGUGGCACCUGAUGAUGUGGUUGUGGAGCAAGAGAAGCCGACACCCUUCAUCAGUUGUAAUGUUCCGACACAAGGAAUUGUCUCACCAGAGGACAAUUCCAUCUGCAGUGCAGACGAUACGAGCACUGCAGACAAUAACAUUUCCGUCUUCACCUGCAGUUCGUGCCUAGAGAGUUUUUCGUCAAAAUACAGCCUCGUAAUGCACGUGUUCCUCCACGUCGACGGUGUGGAGCCGCCGUCACACGUGUGUAGAUACUGUGGAGAAGUGUUUCUCACUCGUCGCGGCCUGAAUAAGCAUUUGAGGACGAAAGACGGUGACGAGACUGUGAGUGUGCACACGUUUUCUGACACUAGACAAAAGCUCGUCUAAUCGUCUAGGAGAGGGAUGUGUUUGUACAGGGGGUGAGUUACACUGAAGCAUUUACUAAGUCAAGAAAAAUAACUACCGCCCAAAAUAAGUCCCGGGAAUUUCUCAUCCUGCUCUCAGUAAAUAAAAUAUUUUUGUUUUAUUCCAUAAAUUACAUAAAUAACUGUAUAUUAAUUCACGGCAAAGCUCUUCAGCUUUGAAUAUUGUCUGGUCAAAUAAUGUGGUUGUUUGUAUUAUAUAAAUUUUGUAAUUAGUUUAAGUUUGCUCAGUAAUGUUUGAUGAGUUGAUUUGUAGAUAUGGAGAUACUUUAUUUAAAUUCAUAUGUAUUCAGUGCCGCAUGUGUGGCAGAUACAGUGGAACAAGUUGAAUGAUACUUAAACAUAUACUGAAGAAACUGUGUUAAAUUUAUGUUCUUAAGUAAGUUACAUUCAUUGUAAUCUUUAAAGAUGUUGAAUAUUUUGAAGAUAUUUUUGAAACUAUUACCUUCUUGUUAAUACUCAUGUUAAGCUGUAAAUGUUACCUGUGAAAUAUAGUAUGUAUUUAUG